This is a messenger RNA of Papilio machaon (common yellow swallowtail), 2023 nucleotides long. It is a transcript of the gene Frmd5, whose product is annotated as FERM domain-containing protein 5. The record is from RefSeq and is a predicted model, not a curated record. Bases 200 to 1846 code for a protein of 548 amino acids. The transcript is spliced from 12 exons. NCBI's taxonomy places the organism in Eukaryota, Metazoa, Arthropoda, Insecta, Lepidoptera, Papilionidae. Gene Ontology annotation, molecular function: cytoskeletal protein binding. Gene Ontology annotation, cellular component: cytoskeleton.
AACCCGCACCCCUCAAACAUCAAAAAAUCAGAAAACAGAAAAUAUUGCAAAAAUAAAAUAAAUUACAAUGUGCUGUACUUUAAAUACGCUCUAGUAAAAUACAAGAAUUAACGCAAAUAUCUCAUUUUAAUUAAAUAUGUCAAAUUGACUAACUAUUAGUAUUUUGUGAAUACAAUAUUCGAGGUAUAGAUUCGGCAUAAUGUUUAAGAGUCGUGGUGAUAGUAAUAUUGUUUAUAAAUGUACUGUUCGGUUGUUGGAAGAUACUGAAAUAUUAGAGUGCGAAUUCCAUCCUGGCUAUAAGGGGAAAUAUCUUUUAGAGCAUGUAUGCCAGCAGUUGAAUUUGGCAGAAACAGAUUAUUUUGGGCUUCGCUAUGUGGAUGCUGCGGGGCAGAGACAUUGGCUGCAUAUUGCUAAAUUAAUAUUGAAACAAGUAAAAGAUUCCUCGCCGAUACUUUUUAGUUUUCGAGUGAAAUUUUAUCCACCAAACCCGCUUCUGCUAAAAGAGGAUGUUACUCGGUUCCAAAUAUACUUGCAACUGAAACGGGACCUCUUACAUGGGAGGCUGUAUUGUACGGCUAAUGAAGCAGCUAUGCUUGGUGCAUUAAUCAUACAGAUUGAACUUGGUGACUAUGAUCCGAGUAUACAUGUAGGCAACUAUGUGACAGAGAUGCGAUUGUUGCUUAGACAAACAGAUGCAAUUGAGGCCAGGAUACAGGAGUUGCACCGGGAGCCUGUGGAGGGCUCUCCGUGUGGUACGGGCGGUGUGAAGGGCCUCACAACACAGGAGGCAGAGAGGACCUUUCUCAAGAUCGCCUGUCAGCUUGACACCUAUGGGGUAGACCCACAUCCUGUUAAGGAUCACCGAGGUAACCAGUUGUACCUGGGCAUCAACCACGGUGGUAUCCUCACAUUCCAAGGCGGCCGCAAAACGAACCACUUCAAAUGGUCCGAAGUCAAUAAAAUCAAUUUCGAGGGACGCAUGUUUAUUGUGCAUUUAAAUUAUCCUGAAAAAAAGCACACCGUUGGAUUCAAAUGUCCGAGUGGAGCCGCGUGCCGGCACGUGUGGUGUUGCGCUAUUGAACAAAUGCUGUUUUUCACGUUGCCAUCAUCGUCGGACGCUUGUGUGUAUUCUGGCGGUGGACUGUUCUCUUGGGGUACAAAGUUCAAAUACGUGGGUCGUACUGAGCGCGAGAUACUCGAGCGGGAUGGUCUGCUAGCUCCUCGAGAUCAUUCGGAGGAAGGGUCCAGUGGUGGUGGCAGGAGGAAAGCGUCUAGUGUACCCGCCACACCCUCCACACCUAUGACUGGAGACUUUGGGUACAGCAGCUUGCCGCGGUCGACGCACAGCGCGCCCCUGGAGGAGAGCGGGGGUGUUGGUGGGGGUGGGAGUGGGGGUGUGGUCGGUGCGGGGGAGGGUGAGAUGUGCGAUGGCGCCUGUCUGCUCAGCGGCGCCGCAGUAGACAUCGCACUCGCCUGCUGCGACAAGACGUCAGCCGCCUGUCCAGAGUAUAGUGCGCGGGAUCUUUUCGAGCACUCGUCUACUGAGUCCGCGGCGACACAUGGCACACAUGGCACACACGGCACACACGGUACACACGCGUCACACGCAGAGGAAUGGCGGCCCGCGCUGCAGCCUCCGCCCCGCCCCUUCAGUCUACUGCGCGCCUUCGUCCCCUCAUUCCUGUUCGUGUGGCUCUCCCUCGCCCUCACAGCUCUCCUGGUCUUCGAGACAGACUGGCCGCUGCUCCGACAUCUUAAGCGUAAGCCCGAAAUCAUCUCCCUCCGACAUCACUACUACGCCCCCCUCAAGGAGUACUUGAAGAAGAAAAUUGUCGAACUUUUCUGAUUUUUUGUCAAUCUUUAUAGACGGAUAUUUGAGGACAACAUUAUAUGGUUUUUUACUAUAUUUAUGUUGAAUAGACUUUGGGUGGUUGAGGUCCGUCUCUAAGAUACGAGAACUUAACGUGAUGCGUCUUACUUAGUACUUUAAUAGUGUUUUUGUUGCUAGAACUAACGGCUUUAC